CAGGUAAACUGAAGCUGUUGUGUGCCACAUGAGUGCACACCUGGAUGACAUUCUGUAAAUCAUUAUCUAAGGCAGUGAUUGAUAUGUAUGUGACGCAUAGUUUAAAUCAGUUAUAUUUUAAUGUAUGGACUGUUUUUCCAUCAGUCUGCGUUGUUGCUUUCAGGAGAUGAUACCCUGUGGGGUUCGCGUCACCAUGGAAGCGCUCAGUUUGCGACCUGUAUUCGCCAUUUUGCUGCCUCGGUGUGUGUUUGUGAGUGUGUGGGGGCUCCUCUUGAUGCGAAUACCUCUGUAGCUUCCAAACAUUGGACACUCCAGUCACCAGCUAACAGCCAGUGGAAAUGUCUACACUUAGAGAACCGUAGCCGCAGCAGCAUGAUAUAUAAAUGUGGACGACAUAACACGAGAUAGCCUCUUCCCCCGUCACCGGAGAGGACCAGGAGAUAUGCAAGCUUGACACGCAGGAGUGGUUUCCAUCACCAGCCCCUCAGGAUGAAAGCAUCAAGUAAAGAGGAGGAAUAUUACUGUCCUUGUAAGAUUGUGUUUGAUUUUUAAAUUUAUCAACAUCCAGAAGAUCAUCAAUAAUGAUACCAGGGUUGAUCUCCCACGAGUUACACGAGAAGCUUCUUGAUCUGAAGAAUUACCAAAAUCGCACAAGUGGGGUGGAAGAACUCAAACACAUCCUUUUAAAAGUGAACAUUAGAUCAGUCCCAUCUGAUAGUAUUGAGGACUUCAUCAAUUUUCUUACUCGUCUUCUGGAUGAUAGUAAUUUUAAAGUGAUGUACAGCACCUUACAGAUUUUAAACUUGCUGAUUCAGAAGCUAGAUAAAAGUGUAAACAAAUAUUUCAAACAGCUGGUCUUACUAGCUCUCAAGGCCCUGGGGGACACUCGCACCAUCACCAGAAAUGAAUAUAUGAACGCAUUUCGACAGUUGAUGAAAACUGUUGCACCGCAACAAGUAUUAGAUAUUGUAAUGAGUAACUUGAAACACAAAAAUUCAAGGGUUCGGGAAGAUGUCCUUAACAUUAUUAUGGCAGCGAUGCUCACUCAUCCUAGGAAAGAUUUCAACAUCCCCAAGCUUUGUUUUGAGGUUGCACCAUAUUUGGCAGACAGCAAAUGGAAGGUCCGCCACGCUGCCCUUGAGUUGUUUGCUGUUUUUGACCAUUGCCUCGAAACAGGGAAAAAGCAGCCCUUGAUGAAAGCUGUGGACAUGGUUGAGCUCAAUGAGGAUGCAGAUGGUCUUAUGGCAGCUAUACAGGCAAGAAGAGCAAGGCACAUACUUCCGAAACUCUCCUCAGAGGGGAUUGUGGAGUAUGGCUUAGUGGUGCCCAAACAAGGACAGCAGUAUGGUUCUGGAGCUGAUCUGGACUGGGUGAUGAAGGGAGGGCGGGUAAGCAGCGCCAGGAGCCAUAGAACUGAACAGGACGGUGACCGAUUACAUGACUAUGGCAGCUUGGGCUCCCUCACUGAUGACCUUCCACUUCAGAGGAGGAUUGCCAGUGCAGGAAAAGGGAAGAACAAGCUACCCUGGGAGAUUUCGAGUUCAGCCACUGAGAAUGAACAGCAAUUCGAUACACCUAAUGGAAAGUGCUCCAAACAGGUGGCCAGUGAGGAUGUCCUUCCCCUAUCCAGAAGUCCAGAGACCUACAUACCCAGUUUUAGUUCUGCAGAGCCACAGAAGCCACAGUCCUCUAGGAGGAGGGAGUCUUCUUCACACCUCAGGAGAAGUGGAAGCCUCAACUUAGAUCCUGACAUCUUUAAAACUACCAACGUCUCUCACCCAAAUGUUGAAGCACACAAUGGACACAUGCUUUCAAGAAACCCCAGUGUUGAGCGUACAUUUUCCCUCCCCUCUAACUCCACCACAUCUGGCUCCUUCCUAUUGCCCUCCUACCCACUGGCUGCACUCCCAGGAGGCAAACUUACUCCAACACUGCCCCGACGCCAUGCAGACUCCUCACUCUCUAUGUCCAACACCUGGCCCAACAAGAGGGAGAACAACCCUCACCAGCGAGACACCAGCCCCUGGAGAGAGACAGCAGCAAAGGAGGACCAUCUCUGUAGCAGAUCCUCUCCCAGGCCUCUUCGUGCCUCCCUUGUGAAUUCUUCUUCUGCUUUGUCGUUCCGACGGGCUCUGAGUGGCACCAGGGCAGCCCUCUCUGUCUCACCAGUCCUCCCUCCAACAGAGCAGGCCCAGUCUUGUAAUGGCCAGAAGUCUAAUGCUCCAAGCAGCCCUCAGAACCCCCAGCUAGAACCUGGUAGCUUCAGUACGUUGCAAGACCCUGAGGGGGAUGAUCCUCUGGACAUGCAGGAGAUGCUGAACUCUCUGCGCUCAUUGCGCAACAGUGCUGCCAAGAAGAGGGCCAAAGUGAGUCUUAGCAGUCCAGAUCCAGACAGCCCUGACUCAGCUGUGAGAGUAGACCUGGGUUUGGACUCCUCUCCGAUGCUUACCAGCUCAGCCAGUGAGAGUGGGCUUUCCAGUCUGAGGUCAGUUGCCAGCUCCGGCUUUAAUGGCAUCAGCACCAGUCCUGGAAACUCUGCCUCUUCAGGAAUGAAACCUCGCAUUGCAAGAGUGCCUUCUGCAAAACUGAGGUCUUCUGUGUCCAUGGACUUCAGCAGCGUUCAAGGAUUGUCUCUGAGAAAUGAACUGUCUUCUGAGGUGAGUGUUGUUGGGCAGAGAGUGACUUACCCCAAUGGAGCAAUCAAAACUGAGGAAGAGAUGACAGGACCAACCCCUCCCUUGGUUAAAGCAUCAGUCAGAGCUCUGAAGCCUGCCAAAGGAUCCCAGAGCCACAGCAGUAGAAACUCACCAGGCACCGACAUGCCUGAAGGAGUCAUUGGAAGAGGCAUGUUUGGCACUGCAGAGUCCUCUAGCCGUCCAGAGGCUGUCUUGUCACUUGAGCAGGGUGAGUUGGUGGCUAGACCCCCCACUGAUCCCACAGCAGGCAUCUAUAACCAUGCUCUGUCUGGCAGUCACUUAGACACUGAUGACAUCCCAAGUUCAGAUGAGCUUAAGGAGAGGGUGAGGAAUGCAAGGUUUGGUCGGGAUAAGAUACGGCUGCAGUGCCUGGAUCAGCAAAAGGGGCAGUCAGUUAAAGGGGACCACGCACGAGACAAGAUUCACCAGCGAGUCAGACAGAUGCUUUCUGAUUCACCCACAGAAGAGAAUAAAGUAUUAAUCAUCAAAGAUCUGCAGCUAAAUGACAGCACUCUGACUUCCACCAAAGCAGACCUUCCCUCUGAUGAAUCCCUUAUCAGUCCUGUCAGUCCACCAGGACCCCAAAGCCCCAUGAAGUGCUUCACUCCGCCCCACCAGCCAAGCCCCCCCACUGUGCCCCCCAACCCCAAAAACGUGUCCCGGCUUAGGAGGGCUCCUAGCCUCAACAGAACCCGACCCUCACUGUCCCAUAGCUCAGAUGAGCUGUCCUCUGGUACAAUGGGGCACAAGAAAAACCUCCCAGAGCCUUCGGAGCUGUGUCCGUUUUCCAAGCCUGACCAGGUGCUGACACAGAGUUUCAACCUGCUGAGCUCUGAGGACUGGAAGAAGAAGAUUGAGGGUCUGAAGUUGUUGCGAGGUUUGGCUGUUUAUCACUCAGACACACUUCAGGGCAGGCUACAUGAUGUCUGCCUGUGUCUCAUUCAAGAGGUCAAGAAUCUGCGAUCAGGUGUGUCCAGAGUUGCAGUGUGUACAUUGGGUGACCUGUACACCCACAUGCAGAAGGCAAUGGACCAAGAGCUGGAAGGAACAGUUAAAACUUUACUGCAGAAGGCAGGGGAGAGUAAUGCCUUCAUUAGGCAGGAUGUGUAUGCAGCACUGGAUUGCAUGGUGCAGCACUGUACACCCAUUCGUAGCAUCAAUGCUUUACUCACUGGAGGACUCAGUCACCUCAAUGCAGUAGUGAGAAAAUGCACCGCCCAGCAUAUGGCCAGUCUGGUAGAGAGGGUUGGUGCUGCUCGACUUCUGUCUGGAGGUAAAGAUCUCACCGACAGAAUUUUACCUGCCGUCACCAAACUCUGUCAAGACUCUUCACAGGAAGCCAGGUACUUUGGGCGCCGAAUGCUGCUGUCCCUGUCAUCACACCCCGACUUUGACAAGAUCCUGGAGAGAUAUGUUCCCACCAAAGACUUACCAACUGUGAGGGACACUGUCUUAACUCUGAAGAUAAAGGGUCUUGGUGAGAUGCCUCAAGACAACCAGUCCGCCAGAGGCAGGCACUCCCUGCCAGGCAGUGGUACUGUCAGGGCCUCAUCUCUCACCAGGGAGCCUCUCAACCUGACCAACAGGGAGUCCAACAGCAACUACAGCUGUAGAUCUCAGACACAGAGUAUUGCAGACAAGACUGAAUACAUCAAGCAGAUCUCAGGUCUGUUGGGUUCAAAAGACUUCAGAGAGAGAAUCAAGGGAAUUGACCAGCUAGUGACUGACUGCCAGCACAACCCCAGUGUGGUCAUCAAUAGCAUAUUCCCGGUGUUUGAUGCCUUUAAAGCCAGGCUGCUGGAGUCAAACAGUAAGGUCAACCUGUACGCUCUAGAGUCUCUACAGAAAAUCAUCCACUUGUUAAAGGAAAGUCUGUCCCAAGUGGUCAACAUCCUGGUCCCAGCGAUUGUGGACAAUCACCUCAACUCCAAGAACAACGCCAUCUACUCUGCUGCUAUGGGAGCUGUUAAUGCACUAAUCUUAAAUCUAGAUAACAUGCUUCUUCUGCAGCCUUUUUGCACCAAGGCUCAGUUUUUAAGUGGCAAAGCAAAGGUGGAUCUUAUUGAAAAGGUUGCAGAUCUUGUGACAGACCUCUACCCUCGCAAGCCCCAGAUGGUGGAGCAGAAAGUGCUGCCCUUGCUAUGGCACCUCCUGGGCACCUCUACCCACAGUGGCACCAUUCACGGCCAGGGCAGCAGCAUGAGGACUGCUACUGCCAACCUGUGUCAAGCCCUUUACUCCCAGAUGGGGUCCAGCCUGAGUGAGAGUGCUGCCUCCCAGCCUGCCAAUGUCCACAAAGGUUUAAAUGAGGUCCUCAGGGCCUUAUAAUAAAGGUAAAGCAGAAUCUAAACAAUCAAACAUUGGAUGAGAAGAACAUUUACACUGGCCCUACUUGAAGACAGAGAUGUUCUACAUUUCUUAUAGUGCCUGCACUUUUAUAUCAAUAAAGAGAAAGCCCUUAAAAUUAGGAGCGCUUUUUCUUAUCUCAGUGAGAUUUCCUCUAGUACAGAAGCAUGGACAAUUGUAACAUACUGACAUCAGGUCUCAUACAUACUCAGCCUGCGGUCUUUGCACUUUGAAAACGUAGCUCACUAUCUUGAUAAACAUCACAAAUUUUACAAUCUAUACAUGUACUGUAGAAGAAUCUGAGACACUAUUGCAGAAUGUAAAACUGAAAUGCACAAACUGAAGCGAAACAAGACAGGGACCUGACGUGUAUUUUUGCCCUUUCAUCAGAUGUGAUGUGAUAUUUUUAAAAUGUCUAAUGUAGUUAUUUUGAAGAUUUGUGAAUUGAGAUUUAAAAAAUACUACAAAAUCAUUUUGUACAGCUCAGAUGUGUAUUUGCACAGUAUUAGCUUGAUCUGUAAUUGUAUGCUGUAUGAUGGUACAGUUUAUAAUUUAUGUAUUGUGUAAUGGUUUCAAAGUCCCACUAAUCAUGUGCUGAGUUGGUGCCUGUCUUUUUCGAUUUUGCAUGACCAAAAUUUACUGGCAGGAUCAAACUAGUUUAUAUUUUUAAGGAGAUAUAUAUGUACACAUAUCUGUAUAUGUGUACAUAUAUAUCAUGUAAUGUACUGCCUAGAUCAAGUUUGGGUUCAAAGCAUUUUUUCUGGACGGAGGCAGCAUGAAAGGAAAAAGAUUUUCUCUUUCCUCCAGUGGUUGUCUGAGAAACAGUGGUGGCUGAGAUCUGAUUCUGUCUCAGUAUAGUGCCAGUCUUUAAGUAGCCUUUUAACUCAUCUCUUGUUAAACUGUUGAACCUGUUUGUUUGUGAACAAGAGCAGAGACAGAUUUCUCUCUCUCUCUCUCUCUCUAUAUAUAUAUAUAGAUGUAUACACACACACACA
Molecule: messenger RNA, 6037 nt
Organism: Monopterus albus (swamp eel)
Lineage: Eukaryota; Metazoa; Chordata; Actinopteri; Synbranchiformes; Synbranchidae
Gene: togaram1
Product: TOG array regulator of axonemal microtubules 1
Exons: 23
Coding region: 582-5024 (1480 amino acids)
Biological process (GO): microtubule cytoskeleton organization
Cellular component (GO): cytoplasmic microtubule; cilium
Molecular function (GO): microtubule binding
Source: RefSeq, a predicted model, not a curated record